Nilaparvata lugens (brown planthopper) is the source of this 3190-nucleotide messenger RNA. Its product is annotated as syntaxin-8-like. Gene Ontology annotation, molecular function: SNARE binding; SNAP receptor activity. NCBI's taxonomy places the organism in Eukaryota, Metazoa, Arthropoda, Insecta, Hemiptera, Delphacidae. Bases 300 to 1103 code for a protein of 267 amino acids. Gene Ontology annotation, biological process: intracellular protein transport; vesicle fusion. The transcript is spliced from 7 exons. The record is from RefSeq and is a predicted model, not a curated record. Gene Ontology annotation, cellular component: SNARE complex; endomembrane system.
UAGUAGGCAAUGGUCAAACUCUCUCCUAUCGUCCUAUCCUAGAUCCUAACCUAACUCACUUAACUGUAUGUAUUGUGGAUGUGGAAUUGUUGUUAUAUUUUUUUUGUUCUGUUUGUAAAAAGGUUUAGAAAUAUGAAAAAUAGUUAUCAUUUUAUUAUUUCUGUCACUCCUACAUCUUUUUUGUCUUGACAUGUUGUGAAAUAAAUUAUUGUAGAUGAGCGGUCAAUGAUUAGGGUUGUGAACCCAAAUAAUAAUAUGUUUAUCUAUAUUCACUGAUUUUAUUGAAAACUUGCUUAAAAAUGUCUCUUGUUUUCUUGGAAAGCGAUCCUUGGCUUGCAGAAUUUGAUACGUGCGAAAAUCUGUACAGAGAUAUAGUUGAACAAUUGAAUACAAGAGCAACUGAGCAUCGGACCUCCGAUAAAUAUGCUCAAAUAUCAGCAUCUGUGCGUUUUCGCAUGAAGCAGUAUGCUACCGAAGUACAACAGUUGAAAUUAAAGCUGGAGCAGGCAUCUGCAAGUUCUCUUACCAAAGAAGAAGCCGAAAGAAGAUUACGUCAAGUGGAAUUACUCCAAAGUAGAAAUAUUCAGUUGCUCCAACGCUUCAAUGAUAGAACGAGCCAGAGUGAAGCUCGUGACUCGCUGUUGAGUAGAGGAACGGCAGGUGCUGCAGGCCCAGCAAGGAGCAGCGUUUUUGCUGACCUGGGAACCACAAGUUGGGGGGAUGAUGACGACGACGACCCCCUUCCCUCUGAGCCACUGCUGCCCAUCACUUCCACUGUCAGCAUCAAUUCGCUACGUGCAAAUCAGCAACGAAUGCUUGAAGAUCAGGAUAAAGGUCUAGAAGUAUUAUCUCAAACUAUCUCAAGACAGAAAAACAUUGCUAUCACCAUUGGAAAUGAAGUAGACUUACAUAAUGAAAUUCUGGAUGAUGUCUCUGAAAGAAUGGAUCGAGUAAAUACUACUAUACAGAGGGAAACAAGUCAUAUCAAAGUUAUAACUCUGAAAGACAACACUUGCGAAAGGGGGCAGGACAGUCAUCGCGAAAAACGUUCUCCACCUCCAGCAGGCACCCACAGACUACCGACAGAAGAUCCUCAACUCUAAAUCAUCUAAAUCAAAGUUCAUAUGAGCAAAGAAGAAGAAGAAGAAAGAAGAAAGAAAGAGAUAUAAUAAAGAGAGAAGGUAAAAAAACUUGCUUGGUUUUUGGAAUGAAAAAAAACUCGCCGCCCGGGUCCACCGACCAGACGUGCCGUUAAUAGUAAUAAUUAUUGUGUAUAAUGAGUGAAGUGCAUUAAAUAAGGAAUACCAAGACAGCAUUUUAAUCAUGGGGGAGGACCGCGCCGCAGCGUAACAGUGCUACUUAUCCCCCUCCCACUGCCGCAUCUAUGAUCAUAACCACCAAACUAUAUAUAUCAUUGGAUUCAGGAAGAAACGGCCUACAACGUUUAUUGGGAACCUUUUCCUCUAAGUUGGCUAACGACUUGAAUAUUUGAGAAAUAACAAAUAGUCCAUAAUAAAAAAAUAUUUUUUUACGGAAAAACUAUGCUGUUUAUCGCAAAAAUGUAGAGGACCACAUUGAAAGCUAGUUAUGUUUACAUAAUAUUGAGAAAAAAUUCAAAACUGUAUUAUGAAUAGUAACUGCAGAACAGGCGAUUUUAUAAGCGCCUCUUUUUUACAACUUACCCCCCUCCCUCUCAAUCUGUCGAUCACCCUGGGACGUGACGUCAUCGAGUUUCAUAUACACUAAAGACCCCCUAACGAUAAUCCGAAGUCGAAUUCUCUGCCUCUCUCAUGUAUGCUCAAUGUAAGCUAGCGCCUGGACUAGUUAGAAAUUCAUGGUCAGAAGUUAUGGAAUAAAUUAAUAAUCUCAUCUUAUCUAAUAGUAUCUUAUAUUGAUUAAUCCAUUUAUAUGGUUAUCCAAUUAUAUGAAUGUAUGCAGUUUGCAGACUAUUAUAUGUAUGAUUAUUUGAAAUCAUUGUUUAUGUCUGUCUCAAUCUGUGUUCGUUGAAUAAUUUUGAUUUUGAAUCAAUUAUCAUUUUGUUUAUGAUUAUGAUUGAAAAUGAAUGUCUAUUUUACUUGAAUUCAUAAAAAUAUUGUCUUCUCAAUUUUCAGGCUACUGGAUGGUUAUAAUAAUACUCUUUAUCGCCAUUAUUGUCGUUGGCCUAGUCUUAUAAUACUGUAAAUUGGUAAAUUAAAUCUUCUAUCCAGGGAUGAAUUCAAGACAAUUAAGUAUAUGGUUAGAUCGAAUAAUUUAGAGAUAAUUAAAUAUUACACUUGAUAUACAAUUUAAAUGAAUCAUUCCUAUUCGGUGUUGAUUGGCCCUUUCAUAAUCACCGACCAUUCCAAGGUCAAUAAUCACCUUCCAAACCAAAUAAGCUUUCUGACUUUUCAGUUGCUAAGUAUCCCUGCUAUAUUUUACAUUAAUUGCUUUAUAGGAAAAUAUUUACAUUUUAUUGCUUCUUUUUUAGUUAAAAUGCCAAGUUUGUGUGCUAGAGAUGUUUCAUCUUGAAAAUAUUGAUAUAUAAACUGUGAUUCUAUUGUAAUGAGCUUGUGUUUUGGUAUGGAAAAAGUAUUUACCUAUAUUUGUAAUAUUCCAUGUAAUAAAAUAAUGAUUUGUAACAUAUUUUAAUUGGUGUAAUUCAUUCUUUCAAAAAAGGAGCGAUCCUUUCCACCUUCAGUGAAUUUUUGAAUGACAACCAGGCAGCUCUUAUUGAUUCCAAAACAGUUUACUGGAUUAUGAAUGCACUGAAGAACCAAAACUUACACCGCUUGUAUUCAAUUCAAUUUAUUUUUUAUUCACGUAUCAUACAAUUUUAACAACACAAUUACAAUUAUAAAAUGAAUAUUAGAACCCACAUAGACUAUUACGUCCGUGUGUGGGAGCAGUUCUUAAGAUUAGUUGUGUUACAAUAAAAAAUAUUGGGCUAUAAGUAUAAGAUACAUACGGGAAAUGAAAUAAAAAUAGAUUAUAUUUAAUAUAUUUUUAGGAUUAUCUAUAUAAAAAAAAUCAAUUUGAAUUUGAGAAGAAAGAAAAGAUAGAUCCAUUGGAAGAAAAUUAGACAAUCGGCUUGUAAUAAUACCUAUUUUUAUAAUUUAUUAAUAAUUAUUAUUUUUAUCACACCAGAACAGCCGGAAUCGCUUUUUGCAAAAUGUAUUUGGUAAGAAAAACAGAUUAAAAUUUGAAUUUCAAA